UUUGUUAAAAGAAUGCAAGAUACAAUGCGAACCAUACUUGCUUCGAUGUCUAUAAGUUUAAAUGACCCUGAGUUUAAUUUUGCUGAAGAGUUUCCAAGUUUCUGCGGCCAAGCUGGAGUAGUUGGGGUACAGCUUCUUUGGACCAAAGACGCUGAAUAUGCUCUACGCAAAUGUCGAACUGAUAAGACAAUAAUGAAAAGAACAAACAAUAAAUUUUUAGUCCUGCUAAACUUUUUUAUUGAUUUGACUGUAAAGGAUUUAACGUCACUUGAUCGAAUAAGAUUCGAGACUAUGGUAACCAUUCAUGUACAUCAACGAGAUAUUUUUGAUGAUUUGUGUACACAGCGUAUUAAAUCGGCGGGCGACUUUGAAUGGCAAAAACAAGCUCGCUUUUAUUAUAAUGAAGAUAAUGAUGAUAUUAUUGUUGGUAUAACAGAUGUAAAUUUUAUAUAUCAGAAUGAGUACCUUGGCGUAACAGAACGAUUGGCCAUCACUCCACUUACUGAUCGGUGUUACAUAACACUAGCGCAGGCCGUUGGAAUGUAUGGAGGUGCGCCCGCCGGUCCAGCUGGAACUGGAAAGACUGAAACAACGAAGGAUAUGGGUCGGGCGUUGGGAAAAUUAGUAGUUGUGUUUAACUGCUCCGACCAGAUGGAUUUUCGUGGCCUGGGACGGAUUUACAAGGGUCUUGCACAGUCCGGCUCUUGGGGAUGUUUUGAUGAAUUUAAUCGAAUUGAGCUACCUGUACUUUCUGUUGCAGCUCAGCAAAUAUAUAUCGUUUUUACAGCUAGAAAGGAGAAGCGAGCAACUUUUAUAUUCUUAGAUGGAGAUGUAGUUUCUCUUAAUCCGGAAUUUGGCAUUUUUAUUACUAUGAACCCUGGCUACGCUGGUCGCCAAGAAUUGCCUGAAAACCUUAAAAUAAUGUUUCGCACUGUGGCUAUGAUGGUCCCAGAUCGCCAGAUAAUUAUUAGGGUUAAGAUGGCCAGCUGUGGCUUUAAGGAAAAUGUUGUCUUAUCAAAAAUGUAUACCUUGUACAAAUUGUGCGAAGAACAGUUGUCUAAGCAAGUUCAUUAUGAUUUUGGUCUUCGUAAUAUAUUAUCUGUUCUUCGUACUUUAGGUUCCCAGAAACGAUCAAAUCCAAAUGAUACUGAGGAAACAAUAGUCAUGCGUGUAUUACGAGAUAUGAAUGUCAAAUUAAUUGACGAAGACGAAGCUUUUGUAUCAUUGGUGGAUGACAUGUUUCCAGGCAUAAAAUUGACUACAAAUGUUUACAAAGAUCUUCAAACCAUUGUAAAGACAUGCGAAGAAAUGGGUUACGUAAAUAAUCCCGAGUGGAACCUUAAAGUUGUGCAAUUAUAUGAGACAUCUCUUGUGCGCCAUGGUCUUAUGUUAAUGGGACCAACUGGAUCUGGUAAAACAAGCUGUACCCUUUGUAUGCUAAGAUGCUUUACAGAGAUGGGUAGAACUCAUAAAGAAAUGAGAAUGAACCCAAAAGCCAUAACAGCACCACAAAUGUUUGGGAGAUUGGAUGUAGCCACAAAUGAUUGGACUGAUGGAAUUUUUUCAACGCUUUGGCGGCGUUCCCUUAAAGUUCCAAAACAUCAAAACUGUUGGAUUGUUUUGGAUGGCCCAGUUGACGCUGUGUGGAUCGAGAACUUAAAUUCCGUUCUUGAUGACAAUAAGACUCUCACAUUAGCCAACGGCGAUCGAAUAAAAUGGCGGAUAACUCAAAGUUGGUAUUUGAACCAGAUAAUGUCGAUAAUGCAUCACCCGCUACAGUUAGUCGAGUCGGUAUGGUAUUUACUAGUUCAUCUGUUUUAAGUUGGAAGGUAUAUAUGGAGGCCUGGUUACUGAAGCAAGGAGAAGAUGCUGAUGUUUUUAGACGAUGUUAUGAAGCACUUUAUGAUGAUGCACAUGUAUUUCUGCAGUCGAGGCUCGCAGCAAAGAUGAAAAUUCUUGAAGCUAUAUAUAUACGUCAAAUGCUAGAUAUUAUGGAUGGCUUAUUAAUGGACAUAUCUUUACGUUCUGAAAAAGCCUUGGAGCGGAUAUUUUUAUUUUCUCUAAUGUGGGCGUUAGGGGCUGUUCUUGAACUUGGGGAGCGCGAAAAAUUGGAAGAGUAUCUUCUGAAGCAUGCAUCUAAA
Messenger RNA from Drosophila serrata, 2141 nucleotides. RefSeq names its product dynein heavy chain 8, axonemal-like. The record is from RefSeq and is a predicted model, not a curated record. NCBI's taxonomy places the organism in Eukaryota, Metazoa, Arthropoda, Insecta, Diptera, Drosophilidae.